Molecule: messenger RNA, 585 nt
Organism: Camelina sativa (false flax)
Lineage: Eukaryota; Viridiplantae; Streptophyta; Magnoliopsida; Brassicales; Brassicaceae
Source: RefSeq, a predicted model, not a curated record
GGUCAUGAACCUAAUUGGUGAUGUAAAAGGGAAGGUGGCAAUAAUGGUGGAUGAUAUGAUUGAUACCGCUGGAACCAUUGUGAAAGGAGCAGCUUUGUUACACCAGGAGGGUGCUCGGGAGGUCUAUGCGUGCUGCACACACGCUGUUUUCAGCCCGCCUGCAAUAGAGCGAUUAUCAGGGGGAUUGCUUCAAGAAGUGAUAGUGACAAACACAUUACCAGUAGCAGAAAAAAAUUACUUCCCGCAGUUGACAAUUCUAUCAGUGGCUAAUCUUCUGGGUGAGACCAUUUGGCGUGUCCAUGAUGAUAGUUCCGUCAGUAGCAUCUUCCUCUGACCACCUCUCUCAUUGCCAACCAUUUGAACGGUUCUUGGUUUUUGUUAGUCGGGUGAAGGGUCGGUUUAGAAAAUUUAUCCCGGUUUAUGUUCUAACCGGCAAGCUUCACCAAAUUUGCUUGCUUUUGUCUUUUUGAUAGCUUUUUAGGCUUCUUCUUAUUUGCUCCACAUCACAUUAUGGAUACACCAAUUUGGUCUUGAACCUAUUUUUGAUUAUGGUAUUCACAAGCUUAAUAUAUCAAACUUCAUUUA